Molecule: messenger RNA, 3003 nt
Organism: Kockovaella imperatae
Lineage: Eukaryota; Fungi; Basidiomycota; Tremellomycetes; Tremellales; Cuniculitremaceae
Exons: 2
Coding region: 1-3003 (1000 amino acids)
Source: RefSeq, a predicted model, not a curated record
AUGCCUCGCCGAGCUAGGUCUCCCGAAUCCAGCGAGUCAGAAGGAGCCCAAUUCGUGUUUGGCUCGAAAAGGCAGAUCCUCGCCCUGCCACGCCGAGCACAGGAUGUAAAACAAAGACCCGUGGCUCAAUCUACCUCUCGAGCGAGCUCGAAGGAACCGCCUGCCAAAGUCAGGCGACUUGAGUAUCGCCAGCCUAGAGAACCCUUCCGGAGCGAUGAUGCUUCUCGAUCUGGAGAGAAGAGCAGCUUCAAAGGGUAUCGAGAACCUUCUCGGAUCCCUUCUGAUAAAUCCGACCUCUCCUCUCACUCCCUUUCGUAUGGUACGAGCGAUGAUGCCGCUUCGACCGACCGAGCACUUACCAUCAUCGAAUGCGAGCUCGGGAGCGAAAGAGAGUCCAGUCCAAUCUGCUCAGACGAAUGUGAAGGAGAUGAGAUCGAUCUGGAUCUAGAUCUAUGGGAAUCUUCACCUAGCCCGAUGCCCAUCAAGUCGGGACACCCGUCACUCACGUGGACGAGGGACGCUCGCUCGAUUUCAGAGAAGAUCAGUUUACACCUUGCAGCCCCUCGCUCGGCCUCUGUCGCGUCGUCGACGAAGAAAACGAGGGGGGAGAAACGCCGACGAGCCUUGGAGUCCUUCAGAGGUCAGAAACGCCGUCGAGGCGAUGUGACUUCGGAUGAAGAGACCGAUACGAGCGAUGGAGAGGCAUCCUCUACGAGGCAGUACAAGGUCAAAUCACCUCGAGUCACCAUGAUGUACGCGGCUCCGACAACUACAACCACCUCGUCGAACAAUAUCGCACAAGUAGCACUUGGUCCCACCGCCUCUAUCGUCGAUCUCGCUCGACGAAUCGGGCAGCUGGACGCGACCUCUUCGGAUAUUAUCAUGCAUACCGAUUCAGAAGGAGAAGAAGACGAGGCGAUAGUAUCCGCAGCCCUAUCCCCGAUUCUUCCGGACUCUCCUAUAUCUGAUCAGAUUCCUUUCGAAGGUGUAUCCGUCCGAUCCAUGGAACCGGUUCAGUUGUCCGCGCCCGGUCUCUGCGUCCCGAAGCAACACCAGCAACAGCAGCAGCGUGAUGCAAGAAGCGAAAGUCGGCGACAGCGAGAGGAAGCAAGGAAGAGCAAUACCAAAGCUCCUAUCUGGACCCAGAUGUCAGCCGCAGACCCUCGGCGAGUUUUCUGGGCAAAGUACAUGAGUAGUACCCGCCGUGCUAGACCACGACCUAGGAACGAUGAAUACGAUACUAAGCUGCCGGGUCAGCGGACUGCAAGACAUUUACGACAGACAGUGCAUGGACCCUCGCGAUCAGACUCCAUGCGGGUUCCUCGGCCUGGUACCAUGAAAGGAUCCUCAUCCAAUACGAUCUGCAUAGGACAGAUCCACAUUCUCCUCCUCACGCAAAUGAUUGCACAUCAACGAUGGAGGCGAGAUGUGAAGCUUGAAAUCACUGCGAAAGCUUUACAUAAUCUCCCACCCAUGAGAGCCUUCUUUGUCGACCCCUGGUGGCGUCGACAGGUAGUCUCUGAAGAGGAGGAGGAGGUCGCAGUUGAGAACGGUCUGUUGCCGCCGGUGGACGUCGGUCAUGUCGAUCUCAAGGCCGCUGAAGUGUUCUUUCACCGACCAUCGGCCAUGCGUGAACACUCGGUCUCGGUCGAGAGUGAAGAGCAAGUUGAGGGCGAAGCCGCUGUCGACGACGAGCCCACAGAGCAUGACAUACUGGAUGAAGUCUCCGAUGUGGAUCGUGAUGGCGACGAGGACGAUGUCAGUGAAUUUGGUUUCGAAAGCGAUGUCUCAGAUGGCGACGACCCCAAAGAUGUCUCUGCGGCCGAUGCGCGAUUGACAGCGGAUCGAAAACGUCGUGCCCGUUCUGAAAGCACCGAGCCGAGAGAAUCCGCUUUGGAGAGAUCCAGAAGGAUAAACGAGUCGAUCGUUCAGGAUAUGAGCCGACGUGCCGCCUUCCACGCUGCAAGAGAGGCUCGGUACGCGGCGAGUCGUGACGCGGGAGCUCCUACUGCGCCUUUCGGUGCGACCGCUACAACCGUCACCGUCACUGCCAUCUCUCCGGUAGUGAUCUCUCCUAUGCCUCGACGCAUCGCUCCCAUCGUUUUCGCUCGGUCUGGACACCCAGACCGUGAGCUGGUCGCUCAAGAUACGGCUGUUCGAUCAUCGGUCACGUCAGAGCUGCGAAGAAAUAGUGUCGUAUCGAUCUUUUCGGAAGAUGUGGAAUCUGUCCUGGACGCCAGCGAGGAUCUCGAACGAGAGUCUCGUUCUGUUUCGCCUGUAGAAUCGACUACUACCACCUCGACUAUCAGCGAGCCUCCGAACUAUGAUGACCUCGAGCCUACCCCUCCGCUCUCACUUCCUCUUUCUAGGGCGACCAUUGUCAACUUGGCGCGAGCGAAUCCUCAUCAAAUUCUUCCGCCUCCCUAUCAAGCAGCUCUCCCGCUCCGAGGUGCAGCUUACUCAUCCCAGAGAACGCCAUCACCUCCUCCGCCUUUCAAUGCUCAGACAGAUGCGGUCACUCUGAUCCCACCUCAUUUCGAUCCCUUCAACGGAGACUCGCACGACGACCCUUUCCAGAGGGACACUGACGCACUUGAGGCGAUGGAAGAACGUCGACUCGUCGGAUCCUUCCCUGGCACUGGAGUGGACUCGCGUCGAACCCUCGGCCGCGCGAGUAGCAAUAUCUCAAUAUCAGCCGUCAAUCCCAUCCGAGGUAAUGCAAUAGUACAGGCCGUGGAAGGACGCACAUCCUCGAACCGUCGUCCUCGAUCGCAAGUCGUCCUUGCGCAAUUAGCCGUCCUAGCCUAUUCCGGUUCCAUUGACCGACCUGAUUAUUCGUUCGACGCUGCGGGAGACAUGGAGCAGGGCGAUGAAGAUGACCUCUCUGCCGAACUCGAAGAGGUCGAUCGAGACGAUGAUCAGGAUGAAAGCUCUGGAGAGCUACAAACCGGAUCGACGCUCGUCGGAGGACUUCGACGAUGGGUGGGGCGAUUCUGGGGAUGA